ACGUUGUGUUAAUUAUUAAAUCAAACAUCAACGUCAACUUAUCCAUCGCCCAUCGAUAAAAAUUCCCAUCAUAUAACAAUUGAAAUGUUGCAAAAUCGACCUACUAUACGCUAUUCCGUACUGCUGUUAGUGGCUCUGAAGUUCGAACUACUUUUCGUUGAAUAUGCUGUUGGUGACUUAGCGGCGUACCAGCAAAACACAUGUCCGGGCAAGACAACCUGCAGUCAGUGCAUCCAAACAACCAACUGUCGAUGGUGCAAGCUUCCCAACUUCACGCAACCACGCUGCCAUGGCCAGAUCGGGAACUACUGCCCGGAGGAGUUCACUGUUGAUCCUAGCAACUCGUUCAAGCUGAUCCAGGGACGACAAUUAACCAAAGCUUCUAGUCGUCUGGACGAUGCCGGUUAUAGUGACCGUGAACCAUACUAUUCUGAAAGUCAUCACGUGUCGUCGUCAUCGUCUUACUCCUACCAUCAGUCGUCUCAAAGCUCGUCAUACCAGGAAGAUUUAUCUGCCGGAAGUAUCGUACAGAUAUCACCACAACGUGUUGGCCUAAAGCUGCGGUUAAAUGAAGUCUAUCGACUUAGCGUGAACUACGCCCAGGCGGAAGACUACCCGGUCGAUCUUUACUAUCUCAUGGAUUUAUCUAAGUCGAUGGAAGAUGACAAAGCGAUCUUGUCGACAUUAGGUGCCGAUCUUGCAUCCGAGAUGCGUAAAAUCACCAGUAACUUCAAACUCGGUUUUGGCUCCUUUGUCGAUAAGGUGCUUAUGCCAUACGUUUCGACUGUGCCUAAAAA
Molecule: messenger RNA, 797 nt
Organism: Anopheles bellator
Lineage: Eukaryota; Metazoa; Arthropoda; Insecta; Diptera; Culicidae
Product: integrin beta-PS-like
Exons: 2
Biological process (GO): cell adhesion mediated by integrin; integrin-mediated signaling pathway; cell-matrix adhesion
Cellular component (GO): focal adhesion; integrin complex; cell surface
Molecular function (GO): integrin binding
Source: RefSeq, a predicted model, not a curated record